AUGAAGUUAAUCCAACGGCAAGGAAAAGAUGAACUAGAAGAAAAUAAAAAAAGGAUUGAAGCCCUGGAAAACGAGAAUAAUAACCUAAGAGAUGAAAAGCUCGGAUUCACCAGAGUGAUGAAACGGAAAAAGACAAUGGCUACCAUUUCUUCUCCUGAAGCUACUAGCUCAUUGAAAGUAAAAAAUCAGUUUGAAGUUUUAAGCUCUGAACAGGAGGACGAGGAAGAAAUUUACGAAACGAAGGUUAAAUCAUCGACUUUCUCACAGAAAGAAAUUGCGGUUAAUAACAAUAUAACCUUAAAAGAUCCGCGCUCCCAGAAUGAAAGUACUUCCUCUCAACCCGACUCAUUAUCAAAUAUUACCCCAACUCAUCAUACUACAGCCAAAAGUAGCAGCGACAGCCCGAUCCUAAUUAUCGGCGAUUCUAUCAUCAAACAUAUUGAUCCUAAAAAGAUCUCCCGAAAGAAAACUAUUAAACGCACGUUUCCUGGCAAAACCGCAGAACAAAUAAAAUCUGAAGUGGAAUCUGUGGAGGUUGAAGUACUUCCUUCACACAUUAUUGUACAUGCUGGGACUAAUGACCUUUCUGUGCAACCGCCGCAUAAUUGCGUUAAAAACAUCGAGAAUCUAGCUUUGUGUAUAAAAAAGAAAUUUACAGAUUCAAGAAUAGCAAUAUCCAGCAUAACUGUCAGAAACGACUUGGAUUUAAGCAAACAGAUCUCCACUGCUAAUGAAGAAUUACAAAAAAUGUGCUCUAGGAACGGGUUUGAUUUUAUUAAAAACAAUAAUAUUGAUGCUACAUGCUUAAAUGGCGGCCUGUUACACUUGAACUCAAAAGGAUCCGCAUUCUUGGCAACAAAUUUUAUUAAGUUCCCAAGGGGGAACAUUCCAGCUGCAUCAGAGUAUCGCCAAAGGAAGAGAGGGGAGGAUUUUCAAGGUCGCCGGACAUAUCAGAAUCAUUCACCAGAGGACCUACUGAGACUCCUAUUACUCGCUCAGAGGACCGAGUAUUAA
This is a messenger RNA of Paramuricea clavata, 1014 nucleotides long. Lineage: Eukaryota; Metazoa; Cnidaria; Anthozoa; Malacalcyonacea; Plexauridae. The record is from the annotation of a GenBank genome assembly.